CAGGAGUUUAUAAGCAAAGUAUCAGGAAAACGCUAGUCUUCAUCAUGGCAAUCACAUUUACACUUUUAUUAUCGAGACAAGGAAAAGUCCGAUUGUCCAAAUGGUAUCAUGCCAGCAGUCAAAAGGAAAAGGCCAAGAUCACUCGAGAAUUGACCACCAUUAUCUUGUCUCGAAGAGCCAAGAUGUGCAAUAUACUAGAAUACAAGGAUAUGAAGAUUGUGUAUCGUCGGUAUGCAUCGUUGUUCUUUGUCAUGGGUAUCGAUGCACUGGACAAUGGAUUAUUAGCACUUGAAGUGAUUCAUCGAUACGUAGAGCAAAUGGACAAGUUGUAUGGCAACGUUUGUGAGUUGGACAUCAUUUUUGGAUUUUCCAAGGCCUAUCAUAUUUUAGAUGAAUUGAUCCUAGAUGGUCAUGUUGUGGAAUCUUCAAAGCGAGAAGUGGUGAAAAAGGUUACUCAGCAGGAUGAAUUGGAGAAUAUGGACGAAUUCGAGACUAUUAUGACAUAACCUUGGCAUAUUUUAAGUCAGCUACGACAUUUGAAAGAGCCGGCUCAAUCAGAAUUCUGGUGGUCAACUAAGAUUGUUUAAUAUCUUCAGGUCUUGAAGGUGUUUCUGUAUCAAGCGCUUGUGGGUUCCGAAAUAUACUAAAAAACCUUCAUCUUAAUAGCAGCUUCAACGUACGCAGCCAAGAGUUCAUGUGUUGUCUGGAAAGACACUUUUGCCAAGCCGUCGGGAGUCAUUGAAACAGAUGUGUGCUUAUUUUUUUCGUGCAGAUAUUCGCUAAAAAAGAUAUUUGAUCGGGAGGUGAGUUGACUGUGUAUUCGUUCUUGA
Molecule: messenger RNA, 830 nt
Organism: Metschnikowia bicuspidata var. bicuspidata NRRL YB-4993
Lineage: Eukaryota; Fungi; Ascomycota; Pichiomycetes; Serinales; Metschnikowiaceae
Exons: 1
Coding region: 45-506 (153 amino acids)
Biological process (GO): vesicle-mediated transport; protein transport
Cellular component (GO): AP-1 adaptor complex; intracellular membrane-bounded organelle
Molecular function (GO): clathrin-cargo adaptor activity
Source: RefSeq, a predicted model, not a curated record